Messenger RNA from Drosophila montana, 1688 nucleotides. RefSeq names its product glutamyl-tRNA(Gln) amidotransferase subunit A, mitochondrial (gene GatA). The record is from RefSeq and is a predicted model, not a curated record. The transcript is spliced from 4 exons. NCBI's taxonomy places the organism in Eukaryota, Metazoa, Arthropoda, Insecta, Diptera, Drosophilidae. Bases 124 to 1650 code for a protein of 508 amino acids. Gene Ontology annotation, molecular function: glutaminyl-tRNA synthase (glutamine-hydrolyzing) activity. Gene Ontology annotation, biological process: mitochondrial translation; glutaminyl-tRNAGln biosynthesis via transamidation. Gene Ontology annotation, cellular component: glutamyl-tRNA(Gln) amidotransferase complex; mitochondrion.
GCACCCUGUGCAUGCACACAGUUUUUAGAUUGAAUGCCUGAAUUAUUGUUUAUAAUGUGCGUUUUCUAAAUAAAAGUUACUUGCUUAAGUUAAGGACCUUAGACUUUUGGAUACUGCGUGAGCAUGAGGCGUCACUUACAGCUGGGCAUUAAACAGCUAACCGCCGGUUACAUCAAUGGCCAAUUGUCGCCGCUGUCUGUGGCGGAGCAGGCGCUGCAGGAUGCCAGCAACCUGAAGACGUUGAAUGCCUUUGUGUGCAUUGCAGACGAGCUGGCACUGCAGCAGGCCAAGGAGUCGGCGCAACGCUAUGCGGAACAGCGAUCCCUCGGCAGCCUGGAUGGCGUCCCCAUAGCUAUUAAGGAUAAUUUCUGCACCAGCAAAGUGCCCACAACUUGCGCCUCCCGCACGCUCCAGGAUUUUGUGCCGCCCUACGAUGCGACUGUCUGUGCACGUUUGCGUGAAACCGGCGCCGUUUUGCUGGGCAAGACGAAUAUGGAUCAAUUUGCGAUGGGCGCCGGCACAGUUGACUCCAUUUAUGGGCCAACCAAAAACAUUUGGAGCGAGUCCUUUAGUGGCGACAAUUGGCGCAUAGCGGGCGGCAGUUCCGGCGGAUCCGCGUCAGCUGUUGCAGCUGGUUUGUGUUAUGCCGCAAUUGGAUCUGAUACGGGCGGAUCUACACGCAAUCCCGCCUCUUAUUGCGGCGUCGUGGGUCUUAAGCCCACUUAUGGACUUUGUUCGCGCCAUGGCCUAAUACCGCUGGUCAAUUCAAUGGAUGUGCCCGGCAUAUUAACGCGUUCGGUUAGCGAUUGCGUUGAAGUGCUAAAUGCUAUUGCCGGACCGGAUUCACUGGAUUCCACGACCAUACGACAGCCAUACAAGAAGCUCCAAUUGCCGGAAGUUGAGCAAAUUGAUUUGCGUUCCCUGCGCAUAGGCAUACCCAAAGAAUAUCACUGCGAUGGACUUUCCACCGAAGUGCUAGAAACCUGGACCAAGGUGGCCGAUUUGCUGGAGUGCGCCGGUGCCAGUGUGUGGCAGGUAUCAUUGCCCCACACAGCGGCCAGCAUAUUCGUCUACUCCAUUCUGAAUCAGUGCGAGGUGGCGAGCAAUAUGGCGCGGUACGAUGGCAUCGAGUAUGGACACCGUGCCGACGAUGAGCGCAGCACCGAACAGCUAUAUGCCCAGACUCGUGCCGAGGGCUUCAAUCAAGUGGUCAAAACGCGCAUAUUGACGGGCAACUUUUUGCUGUUGCGCAAAAACUACGACCAUUACUUUGAGAAGGCGUUGCGUGUGCGUCGUUUGAUUGCCGAAGACUUUGCCAAGGUGUUUGAGGCGUCGUCAGCGAAUGAGCAGGUGGACAUACUGCUAACGCCGACAACGUUAAGUGAGGCGCCGCUUUACAAGGACUUCAGGGCACUUAGCAAUCGCGAUCAGUGCGCUGUGCAGGACUUUUGCACACAGCCAGCCAAUAUGGCAGGCAUUCCAGCUGUCUCGAUACCCGUGCGUUUGUCCAAAGCUGGCUUACCGCUCAGCCUGCAGCUGAUGAGCAACAGCCUCAAUGAACAGCUGCUGCUCACUGUGGCUCGCUGGAUUGAGGCUCAGGUUGAAUUUGAUUGUCUAGAGAGUUUGCAGCGGCAUACAGCGAGCUUGUGAUUUGAUAAUUUAAAAAAAAAACCGAAUUAAGAUCUGUU